CGCACACACAGCGAGAGAGAGAGAGAGAGAGAGAGAGAGAAUGGAGGAGGUGGUGGUGAUAGUCGGAGCUGGGCCGUCGGGGCUCGCCGUGGCGGCAUGUCUGAAUAAACACUCCAUCCCAAAUAUAGUUCUGGAGCGCGACGACUGCAUCGCGUCGCUCUGGCGCAAGCGCUGCUACGACCGGAUGUCCCUCCACCUCGGGAAGCAGUACUGCGAGCUCCCCCACGCGAAGCACCUGCCCACCACCCCAACGUUCAUCCCCAAGGACGGAUUCAUCCGCUACCUCGACGACUACGCGUCGCGGUUCCAGCUCCGCGUCCUGCUUCGCCGCAACGUGGAGUCGGCGGAGUUCGACGCCGGCGCCGGGAGGUGGCGCGUCGCCGCGAGGAAUCUGGACUCGGACGCUGCAGAGGAGUACCUGGCGAGGUACCUCGUGGUGGCGACUGGGGAGAAUGAUGGCAUCGUUGUGCCGGAGAUUCCCGGUCUGGAUGGGUUCGAUGGCCCGGUUUUGCACUCGAGUCAGUACCGGUCCGGUUCGGUCUUUAAGGCCAAGGAUGUCUUGGUUGUUGGCUGUGGGAAUUCCGGCAUGGAGAUUGCUUUCGAUCUGGCUGACUCCGGGGCCCACACCUCUAUUGUAGUCAGAAAUCAGGUUCAUCUAGUAACGAAGGAUAUAUGGUUGUUUGCUAUGUUUAUCAUGAAACUUUUGCCAUUGCAUUUGGUGGACAGGAUUAUUCUUUUUCUUUGUUUUAUCAAGUUUGGAAAUACAUCCAAGUAUGGCAUACGUAGACCAGCCAAGGGGCCCAUGUAUUUGAAGGUAAACAGCCCGGUGUAUCCUGUUGUCGAUGUUGGCACGUUCAAGAAAAUACAGUGCGGAGAAAUUCAGGUUCUGCCUUCUAUAGCAAGCAUAAAAGGCAAUGAUGUGACAUUUUCCAAUGGAAAGCUACAUCACUUUGAUGCCAUCAUUCUAGCUACGGGCUAUAGAAGUGCAAUAAAAAAUUGGCUCAAGAGUGAUGAUUACCUAAUUGGUGAUGAUGGAAUGGCUAAGCAAAAAUUUCCAGAACACUGGAAAGGGAGAAAUGGGCUCUACUGUUCAGGGCUUGUAAGAAGAGGAAUUUAUGGGUCUGCGGAGGAUGCAUUAAGUAUAGCUAAUGACAUUAGUAAUAGCUAUCAAAUUGACCUAGGCAAAACAUUGUAGAAGGUGCCAAAGCCUGCAAAAGUGUAAUAAGGAUUAAUCAAGUUGGCUGCUUGCAGUAGUACAUCUUUUAUCUUGAAUAAGUAUUGACCCGGAUGUUGUGUGAACAAUAAGAUAUUUAUUUUCUAAUGUUCCAUUUAGGCUAUUGGAAAUUUAUAUCUUAUUGGCAGAGCAUUUUGGUGUUCUUUGAUGGCUCUUAA
Phoenix dactylifera (date palm) is the source of this 1392-nucleotide messenger RNA. RefSeq names its product putative indole-3-pyruvate monooxygenase YUCCA10. The record is from RefSeq and is a predicted model, not a curated record. Lineage: Eukaryota; Viridiplantae; Streptophyta; Magnoliopsida; Arecales; Arecaceae. Gene Ontology annotation, molecular function: monooxygenase activity; NADP binding; flavin adenine dinucleotide binding.